Molecule: messenger RNA, 1803 nt
Organism: Spizellomyces punctatus DAOM BR117
Lineage: Eukaryota; Fungi; Chytridiomycota; Chytridiomycetes; Spizellomycetales; Spizellomycetaceae
Product: type 2C protein phosphatase PTC7
Exons: 5
Coding region: 137-1543 (468 amino acids)
Source: RefSeq, a predicted model, not a curated record
CGAGGGCACCAAAACGCCAACGGGACAUUACCAGGAUUUUACGUUCGUUUUUCACAAUUACGCAUACUUGGAGCUAGCCUUUCUGUGAAGACGUUUGUGUCAAACUGUUUGCGCACACUCUCGUUGCCCGUGCACUAUGCUGUAUGCACGAGGGAACCCAUUCUCAGCGGUGCGCAUCGUUGCUCAAACAGUAUCCCGCUAUGUGCGGAACAUUGUCCGGACCCCUCUCUAUGUGUCCUCAGGACGAUUCUCCUCACCAUCAAUAGAAAAGUCUCCCCUCCCCAAUCACACCCUCUCGACAGCCAAGCCCACACUCCCUCCAUAUCGUAUCGCCUUUAUCCCACCAUUCCAAGAACCAUGCACAGACCCUAUAGUCCGCCCACCAAGUCCGCCAGGUGGAAAGAAAAGUCACAGUGAAGGGCCUCGUAGAGCGUAUAGACUAUUCACUGAAGCGUCAAACUUCAACUAUGCCGCCGCUUGCGCUACCUAUGCCCCUCGCUGUGGGGUGCACACCGCCGGGGCAGAGCAACUGCACUUGGCUUAUACCAAGCACCAGCACAUAAGGCACAUGUCUAUGCCGGCCGUGGCAUCUCAGCCAGAUACUCUAAACUGGUUCAAACGGAGAGAAAGCCCGAGCAUUUUUGAACUGUUUGAAAAGGCUAUACCAACUACUCGUCGGACAUUUCGAUUUGCACAUGCCGCGUCCGCAAUGCCAAAGAGAGCGAGUCGGCCGUGUUCAAACGACUCGGGGGAGUUUCUAUCGGUCCAAGUUGGAGAAGAUGCGUAUUUUGUUCGUCCGGAUUCUCUAGGGGUGGCAGACGGGGUCGGAGGUUGGGCGCAAGUGAAGGGGGCAAACCCAGCAUUGUAUUCUCGAAAGAUUAUGCACUAUGCCAGCGCAGAGCUGGAGAAGUUGGAUGACAUUGUGAAUUCAGAUUAUACCAUUGAGGACUAUAACAAUGUAGAUCCGAGGGAUAUCUUGCAGAAGAGCUAUGAUCAUACCAACCUCGAUGCAAAGGCAGAGAAUUUGCUAGGGUCGACCACGGCGAUCAUUGCAAUAUUAAGGGAUGAUGAAUUACGAAUAGCGAAUUUAGGUGAUUGCGGAGUUUUGAUCAUCCGGGACAGCGAACCGAUCUUCCGCACGGAGGAGCAACAACACUCUUUCAAUUUCCCCUUCCAACUGGGUACGGGGAGCCGCGAUUCACCGGCGGACGCUCAAACGUUUCGAGUAAAAGUUGAAGAAGGAGACAUUGUCAUUCUCGGCAGCGAUGGAAUGUUUGACAAUGUAUUUGAUGAAGACAUUGUGGACAUUGUUCGCUCAGUUACACAAAACAAGAAGGCGGUAUCGGUUGAUCCCCAGCGCAUAACGGAUGCCCUUUUGAAGCGAGCGAGGGAGAUUGCGGAAGAUUCACGAUUUUCGUCUAGCCCUUUCCAGUCACGCGCUAUUCAGGAAGGAUUAUACUAUCAAGGUGGCAAGAUGGAUGAUGUGACAGUAUUGGCUGGUGUGGUUCGUAGACUGUCGGAAGAUUCACCUGAUCGUCGCUAAAACAGCAAUUCCCACAUACGGGUCUUUGCUGAUAGAUGAUGACCGAUGAUAAUGGUGGCGGGACUUUGCGAUUCUUUUGUGUAUAUAUUGUCUUUCCUUUUGGUCGUCCAUCUAUGUUUUAUUUUCUGCUCGUCUUGUCCCCCCCUCGCCGCCGUAGUUUAGGACGGCUGAUAUAAGAUUAGUUUGAGCUCUGAAAGGUGUGGGAAAUAAAUAUCUGUAGAGAAAUACAUCCAAUCGACCUUUUGCAUCGUUUAUUUCGG